Messenger RNA from Aspergillus saccharolyticus JOP 1030-1, 918 nucleotides. RefSeq lists its product as uncharacterized. The transcript is spliced from 2 exons. Bases 1 to 918 code for a protein of 305 amino acids. The record is from RefSeq and is a predicted model, not a curated record. Lineage: Eukaryota; Fungi; Ascomycota; Eurotiomycetes; Eurotiales; Aspergillaceae.
AUGGACGGGAUCGCAGGCGAGCUCUCGACGCAACACGGCGGCCUGCGGUCGACGCUCCUUUUCUUUAUGGCGGUCACCUGGUACAACGUGAUCGAGCUGGUGGUGCUGGUGCUGACGACUUUCCGACGGUGGCGGGGCUUGUACUUCUGGAGCUUGUUACUAUCGGGCUUGCUGGGGGUCGGUCCCUACACGGUGGGCUUUCUGCUGAAAUUUUUCACCGAGGUGUCGGCGCUGGCGACCGUGACCGUGCUGACGGUGGGGUGGUGGGCGAUGGUGACGGGCCAGUCGCUGGUGCUGUACUCGCGGCUGCACCUGGUGCUGCGCGAUGAGCGUGUGCUGCGCCGCGUGCUGGCCAUGAUCCUUGUGAAUGUGUUGCUGCUCAACGUCCCGACCACGGUGCUGACGUAUGGGGCCAACGUCGUGCGCGAGCCGUGCUGGCUGCGCGGCUACAACAUCAUGGAGAAGCUGCAGCUCACGGGCUUCACGCUGCAGGAGGUGGUCAUCUCGAUGCUGUACAUCUACGAGACGGUCAAGCUGCUGCGCAUAUGCGCCGCCCGCGAAAACCGCAAGAUCAUGCGCCAGCUGGUGAGCAUCAACGUCACUAUGCUCCUCAUGGAUUUGGUCUUGCUGUGUCUCCAGUAUGCCAAUUACUAUGCCGUGCAAAUCAGUCUCAAGGGCGCCGUGUAUAGCAUCAAGCUCAAGCUCGAGUUCGCCGUGCUCGGUCGCCUGGUCGCGGUCGUGCAUGGACGGUGUCCUCCCGCGCCCAUCGAUGGCGAUCUCCAGCUCAGUCAGUAUGCCCACGGCGGGCUGGAGGCUCAUGGUGGUAGCUCGGGGGGUGUCUGCGGGUGGGCGCGAUCGAACGCACCUUGCAUUGAACGAGAUGAAUGUCGCGAUGAAGUGGAAAACUCUGAAGCAUAG